AUGAUGUUGAAGUCAUUGGUUAUGUGGUUGAAUACAGAAAGAAUGUAAAGGCUAUAGACAAUCAGAUGUGGCACACCAUGAAAACCACCACUAGAGAGAGUACACUGGAAGGACUUGAGGCUGACACUGCAUACAGCAUCAGAGUCUUUGCUAACUGUGGCGAAGCAGGGAAUAGUCUACCCAGUUCUGAGACUGUGCUGACUACCCUUAGGGUCUCUGAUCCCCAACCGAAGAUGAGCAAAUCAACCAGAGCAAAAAGUGAGGAGUUCCUCACAAAAUCCCAGAAGGUGGAAAAGGGCAACCCCUCAAUCCACUGGCUGAAUCUGGAACAGAAGUUGGGUGUAAGUGACAGUUUUGACCAGUACAGAUUUGGGAAGAAAGUUGAGCAAGGUAAUAACAAGGUGAUAUUGCUUCUGGGGGCCACAGGUGCAGGAAAAACAACUCUGGUCAAUGUCAUGAUAAACUACAUUCUCGGGGUAAAGUGGGAAGAACGUUACCGCUUUAAGCUCAUCCAUGAGGUGACCAACAGGUCACAGGCUGAGAGCCAGACUGUGGUUGUGACAUCAUACGAGCUCUACAACCAGCCAGGCUUUCAGAUUCCUUAUUCUCUGACCAUCAUUGACACACCAGGGUUCGGAGACACCAGAGGAAUGGCUCAAGAUAAAUUGCUCACCCAGAUGUUGAAGGAUUUCUUGUGUAAUCCUUUAGGGAUUGAUCACAUUGAUGCACUCUGCUUUGUAGUGCAGGCAACACUUGUUCGUCUCAGUCCUUCCCAGAGAUACAUCUUUGAUUCCAUCCUGUCCAUCUUUGGAAAGGAUGUUGCUGAAAACAUCCUGAUGCUUGUGACAUUUGUAGAUGGGAAGCAAAUACCGGUGCUAGAGGCCAUCAAAGCUGCAAAUCUGCCUUGUAAGAAAAACAAGAAGGGGCUACCAACCCAUUUCAAAUUCAACAGUUCAUUUGUGUUCUCAAAGGAGACGGAGAGCAGCUCUGAAGAGGAUGAUUCCAAUGAUGAUCAUAAGGCCCAGUGUCCAGAUCAAUGGAGUUCAACUUUCAAGGAGAUGAAGAAAUUUUUCCAAGCACUGGAAAGCAUUGAGAGUAAAGAUCUGACCCUGACAAAGAAAGUUCUGGAAGAACGUGAGCUUCUGGAGAAGACAUUGACACACCUGACCCCUCAGAUCACAGCAGGUCUGUCAAAGCUAAGUGAGAUCAAAAGCUUCAAACAGUGUCUGGAGAACGAAGACGAGAACAUGAAACAGAACAAAGAUUUUGAAUCUGAGGUAAAUGUGCUGCAGGUGAAGAGAAGCAAAUUAUCCCAAGACUUUGCAACAAACUGCAAGAUAUGCAAUUUCACAUGUCACACCUGCUGUUUCCUCCCAAAUGAGGAUGAAACUGAAGGACAACUUCAUGAAGGCAUGGGACAAGUCUAAUGAAACCAAGGAGAUGCUGGAUAAACGUGAGGAUGAGUUUCAUAUGAUUGAGGACGCGCUGAUGAAUUUGAUCAAGCAGUCUUCUGACUGUCUCAAGAGACUUAAUGAUGUUGCCCUGAAACCAAGCUCUCAGUCCACUGUGGAGUACAUUGAGAUACUCAUUCGCACAGAGGAGGACGAACGCAAGCCAGGCUUUGAGGAUCGGAUCGUAGAGUUGAAGAAAAUGAAGGGAGAGCCUGAGAUUCUGGAUAAGAUUGCAAAAGGAGAAGAUUUACUCCCAAAUGAGCGAAAAUUCAUGAAGGAUAAAAAGGAUAGUCGGCAGGAGGUUCCAACAUAAGUCAGGGAUGUUGUCCUGCUAACAUUAUCCGGAAACAAAAUUGGGUCUCUAUUUGAACAUCAAGCUUCCCAAUAUUGUAGGA
Molecule: messenger RNA, 1846 nt
Organism: Salmo salar (Atlantic salmon)
Lineage: Eukaryota; Metazoa; Chordata; Actinopteri; Salmoniformes; Salmonidae
Source: RefSeq, a predicted model, not a curated record